GACUUGGUUGAUGCCAUUGUUGAAAACUUCUUCGAGCCACAGAAGAAUAAGUUGCAGCCUAAGCCGGAGUAGCUCUGACAGACAAACAGGAAAUCACAGGCAGAUAGCUGUCUCUGGCCACACAAGCCAUGGAAGGACUCUGCUUUGACGUGAAGUCCAGCAAGGAUGAACCCUCCAGGCCAGGCAGUUCUGAGAAACCCCGCCUUAAUCUAACUUCAAAUCACCGGUCAUGUCCCUCAUUUUCAAAUCUCACCUCUUCCUCACAGCGUCCACCGAAACUCAGUCAUGUUAGGGAAAGGGCUGCAACAUGGGGAGAAGGGGUAGAGAAAGAGAGAGAGGUGGUGGAGGUGCGAUAUACACUGACAUUGAUUGGUUCUCUGCCGGUCCACCACCUAACCACCAUGGCUAUGCUGCCCUGGGUGGUGGCUGAGAUCAGCAGGUCUCGGCCUGCAAGGAAGGACCUGGGAACUGGGAUGCAGAGUGGAGCACAAAGAGGUGGACAGUUGGACCCUCGUACCUCAAAUCAGACAGUUUUUUUAUGUGUCUCGGCAUCGUGGGUGCGAUGUGUCUCUGUUCUGGGAGAGGGAGAUGUCUGGAGCCCUCUAACACACACCGUGCUAUUUGGAUGUCGUCCCCACCAGGUGACUAAGCUAAUUCACAACAGCCAAGAGCCCAACAGCUUCGGCUUCCUGGUCAGAGAUGUUCCAAGCUGUGCCUGCUAUGUCUUCCAGUGCCAGGACAGCACCAAGGUCCCUGAGAUCAUCAGUACGUUGAGGCAGGCUGGCAAGAGCUCUGCACGCAAUGAUGACUUCACCGCCAUUUCCACAGGAAGCAGUGAUCCCACUGAAACAUGUGUUUCCUCUGUUUCCAUGACGACAGCCUCCGCGGCACCCACCGCUGUCGUGUCUCCUACAGCCUUUGCCAAAAAAUUCGAGGUGCUGUUUUGUGGCCGUGUGAGUGUUGCUCAAAAGAAAGCCCCGCCUGCCCUCAUUGAUGAGUGCAUCGAGAAGUUUAGCCAGUUGCAUGGCUCAGGGACGACUGACAAAGGAGAAAAUAGUGGAGGUUUGGUGGGUGGGCUGAGAAGAGCAUUCACUUUCCAAUCCAAUGGACUGGGGAGUGGUGCUGUAGGUAAUGGUGAUGCAAGGAGCCCCGGCCCUGGGAAGCACCCAGUCCUGUUCAAGCAGAACCCCAGCUUACCCUGUCUGCAGGCUCUGGAUGAGAACGGACUUUCGCCAGAGAUUUCUCACACCAACACUAGUGAUGCACUUGCCUGCUCCGCUGAGGUACAGCCCACCAGCCUGCUGGAGAACAGGACCAUGCUGUUCAUGGUUGGCAGAUCUCAGAUCUUCUUGGUUAGUCCAGAUACUAAGAAGGUUGCCAUAGAGAAGAGUUUCAGAGAAAUCUCUUUCUGCUCACAGGGCAUUCGGCACGUGGAUCACUUUGGCUUCAUUUGCAGAGAGACUGUGGACGGAGGGAGCUGCCACUUUGUUUGCUACGUCUUCCAGUGUACAGACGAGUCACUGGUGGAUGAGAUCAUGCUGACUUUGAAGCAGACAUUUUCUGUGGCAGCCCUGCAGCAGAAUGCAAAGACCCAGAGCCAGCAGUGUGACAGCUGCCCCAUGCAGCUGCUCCACAAACUAUGUGAGAGGAUAGAAGGUCUACACCCAUCUCAGACCAAACUAGAGCUCCAGAGACACUUGGCCACUCUCGACAAUCAGGAGCAAGCGUCAGUCUUUGAAAACACUAUGAAGGCUCAUCCUAAGAGCGACCAGGAAGAGAAUGAGUUGGUGAUGGCUCUGCUGAGGAAGCUGUAUGAGGAGAGACAAAAGAGCCAUAAACACACACUGCCUGGGGACAGUAAACGGGUGUGUGAGGAGGCAGCUUCAGCCCCAGUGGAGGCACAGCAGCAGAGUAGCAGUCGGCAGCGACUUGAGCUGUUCAAGAGUCGAGCAAAGCGGUCUCUUACCGAGUCCAUUGAGGGCAUCUGGAAGGGAAGCAGCAAGGCCAGAACUCAGAGGGGCAACAGUGUAGGAAGUGACAGCAGCUCUUCCACCUCUACAGUCAACAGCAGCCUUGACAAGCCCUGCUUAGAUGACUCCACAUCUGCUUCUACCCAACUGAGACCCACCAGUCCGCUCAGGUGCCACAACUCAACAGGGGACUUGAAGCAGCUUGACGUCUCUCUCCCUCUGUCUCCCUCCUCAUCCUCUUUAUCCGGUGAUGCUCAGGCACAGGGCUUCCGUCGACGGGCCAACACCUUCAGCCACCCUCCCGCUGCUUCCUCAGUACUCGAGCACUCACCGGUGCACACACUAAUUCACACACCACAAGACCCGGCGAACAAGCCCAAACUCGUACGACACUACUCUGUCAGCACUGACACUCCACAUCAGAACAAACAUGUUCUGACCGACUCCCCCAUUCCUCCUGUUUCUCCUUGCCCUUCAUCCCCUUCUCUUCUGCUCCCUCGUCAUCCUUUCCCCCCUUCUCCUGGAGCCCGGCUCAGUAAAAGAAGUGAUGUAGUGGCUCUGUCUACACCAAAUGCAGAAUGUGGGGUAGGGGAAAGUCCUCUGCGCGGUCACCGCCACUCAUGGAGGCAGCAGAUCUUCCUACGGGUUGCUACACCUCAGAAGAACACAGACGCCACUGAGCGGGGAGAGCCUGGUCUAGAGGGGGGUCGAGUGUGUAUGAGCCAGGUGGACGGUGGAAGAACUGUAGACUCAUGUAUGAGGACGGUGCCUGAGGAGUGGACAAAAAGGAGCAAAAAGGAGCUGAGGGAGCUGUGGAGGAAGGCCAUUCUGCAGCAAAUCCUGCUGCAGAGGAUGGAGAGGGAGAACCAGAAGCUACAGGCCUCAGAGAGUGACCUGAAGAACAGGCGCCUGAAGCUGGACUAUGAGGAAAUCACUCCAUGUCUGAAAGAGGUCACUCUGGUGUGGGAAAAGAUGCUGGGAACUCCUGGGAGAGCAAGGGUCAAAUUUGAUACAGAGACUAUACAUGCUGCAGUUGCACAAGGCGUCCCAAGGCAGCAUCGAGGCGAGAUCUGGAAGUUUCUAUCUGAACAGUACCUUCUCAGGCAGACGGUCCCAUCCCGACCCCCUGUCAAUGACACUCCGUACAAAGAGCUGCUGAAACAGCUCACCUCGCAGCAACACGCCAUCCUCAUAGACCUGGGUCGCACUUUUCCCACUCAUCCAUAUUUCCAAGUCCAGCUGGGUGCAGGACAGCUGUCUCUGUAUAACAUACUGAAGGCUUACUCACUGCUAGACCCUGAGGUGGGCUACUGCCAGGGCCUGUCCUUCAUUGCUGGAGUGCUGCUGUUACACAUGAGGGAAGAGGACGCCUUCAACAUGCUGAAAUUUUUAAUGUAUGACAUCGGGCUUCGCAAACAGUACAGGCCUGACAUGAUUAUUCUGCAGAUUCAGAUGUACCAGCUGUCGCGACUGCUCCACGACUACCACAGAGAUCUUUACAGUCACCUAGAGCAGCAGGAGAUUGGACCCAGUUUGUACGCCACUCCUUGGUUCCUCACCGCCUUCGCUUCACACUUCCCUCUUGGUUUCGUGGCCCGAGUCUUCGAUAUGUUGUUCCUGCAGGGGUCAGAAGUCAUCUUCAAGGUGGCCCUGAGCCUGCUGGGGAGCCACAAGCCUCUGAUCCUGCAGCAUGACAACCUGGAGUCCAUAGUGGACUUCAUCAAGACCACACUUCCCAACCUGGGCCUGGUGCAGAUGGAGAAAACCAUCAACCAGGUUUGUGAGAUGGACGUGUCCAAGCAGCUCCAGGCCUAUGAGGUGGAGUACCAUGUCUUGCAGGAUGAACUGCUGGACACCCCCCCGACCCUUAACCAGCACCAGCGAGCUGCACAGCUGGAGAGGACCAAUCAGAGCCUCCGACAGCAGAACCUCGACCUACUUGAGGAGCUACAGGUGUCCCACGCUCGUGUGUGCAGCCUGGAGAACCGAGUGGAGGCUUUGGUCCAAUCGGAGGGCCAGCUGAAGGAGGAGGUUGCUGCGCUGGAGGAGGAGAAGAAGCAUCUGCUGAACACUGUCACACGCCUCCAGGACAUCCUCAGCAGCCUCGGCAUACACGCCUCCCCUGAUGGGCACACACCCCCUCCGCCAGAUGAAAGAUGCACAGUCACAGCAGAGGAGCAGGGGAACAGGACUGAAGACUCCUGUCAUCACCCUUUGUAAUCUCACCUAAUUCUCUAUAAAGUAAGGCCCACCAGAGGAGGAGCUCACUGUGGAAGAACUAGGAAGAAAGGUGACUCUCUGCCUUGACCUUUGUCCUGUUCCCAGCUCCAGAAUAUUUCAUUGAAAAGAGACUGAGGAAGUUGAUCCUAAAACAAAGGAUCCGAAUGGAAAUGCAACCAAAACGGGGAUGGACUGAUGGCACCCUUGAGUAUUAUUUGAAAACAAUAUGAAUGGUCCUCUUCCUGCUCUCUGCCAGAUAUGAAUGAACAUGUGAUUUGAUCAACAAUCCCCAUAUAUAGCACUGUUCCUCUGGGGCUCUACUGUAAAAACAAAACCGUUACAUUUGCACCUGUACUUGUGUGUUUGUGUCUUAGAAUGUCAGUGAGUGCUGUCACUCGUGUUUUAUGCUCCUGCGAGAGAGGUUUGUUGAACUGUGAACGAUGCAAUGAGGCUAAAGUAGCCAAAGAAUAUCAAAAUCCUUUAACGUAAAACAAGCUAGAACAAAAA
Messenger RNA from Monopterus albus (swamp eel), 4697 nucleotides. RefSeq names its product TBC1 (tre-2/USP6, BUB2, cdc16) domain family, member 1 (gene tbc1d1). The record is from RefSeq and is a predicted model, not a curated record. Lineage: Eukaryota; Metazoa; Chordata; Actinopteri; Synbranchiformes; Synbranchidae. The transcript is spliced from 22 exons. Bases 129 to 4190 code for a protein of 1353 amino acids.